Messenger RNA from Alternaria hordeiaustralica, 570 nucleotides. RefSeq lists its product as uncharacterized. NCBI's taxonomy places the organism in Eukaryota, Fungi, Ascomycota, Dothideomycetes, Pleosporales, Pleosporaceae. The transcript is spliced from 3 exons. The record is from RefSeq and is a predicted model, not a curated record. Bases 1 to 570 code for a protein of 189 amino acids.
AUGGCAACGGCCGUACCAACCUUCUACACUGGGUUGAUUGUAUGCUUGAACACAAUCGCAACAGGAGGUGGAAGCAACCUCUUCCCACCAGAGCUGUUCUCCACGUUCAGUCAAGAAGAGAUCGAUGAGCGAAUCAAAGGAUCGAAGAUCGUCGUCGUUUCCGAGCAAUGUAUGCUGAACGUUAUAUGGUCCUUGAAAGCCUGUAUGCUGUUCAUGUUUGCUCGUAUGCUGACCGGAACAACGAACAUGAAGUGGAUCAAAGUGGCUGCACUAUGGGUCGUUAUCGGCUGGUUCGCUGUCCAGAUUACUUUCUUCAGUGCGUGUCGCCCAUUCGUAGGAUACUGGGCAGUGCCGCCCCCAAAUCCGCAAUGCACGACUCUUGAGCACUUUGCGAUAGUACAGGCAACUUUCAACAUAAGCAGCGAUGUCCUCAUCAUCGCUGUGCCAAUACCGAUGAUCAUGUCGCUUUCACUUCCUCUGAAACAGAAGGUCGUGCUAGGUAUAUUGUUCAGCAUGGGCAUCUUUGUUCCAAUCAAAGAUGCCUGGCCAGAGCUCGCAUGGAUACGGUAA